AUGACAUCAAAAUUACCUUCAUAUACUAAAUCUUCAGAAAUUUUACCAUCUUACUCAUCUUCAUUAAAUUAUUAUGGUCUAUCAUUAAUUAAAACAGAAUUUAAUACCCCUUAUCAUUUUAAUAAUGGUUCAAGAAAUUGGAAACCAGUGUUUUUAUACAUGAAUUCAACUCAAUUAAUCAUUUAUAACUUAAAUGUGGAUAAAAAAUUACAACAUUUAUUAGUUUGUUUAUAUUUUGAAUUAAAUUCAUUAAAUCAAUUCAUGAAUGAUGCUAAUAUACAAUACAAGAAACAACAAAUAUUAGAUGAUGAUGAAGAUUUGAAUGAUAUUUUCGCUGGUGAUGCUUAUGGUGGUGGAAAUAGUAUAAAUUUAAGCUCCUCCGAAUUUGGUUUCGGUAAAUUAAGAUCUAAAAUGCAAAAAUCAAAAUUUCAAAAAUCAUUAUCAAAUUUGAAAAAUUAUUAUAAUGAUUUAAAAGAUAAUCAAUUUUUAUUUGAACCUACUAGUGAUAUAAAACAAUUUCAAAAUUUCAAAAAGAAAAAUUUAAUAGGUUCAAUAUUUCAAUCAUUUUCUUUAACUAAUUUACAAAUUGGAGAGGCUCCAAGUUUAUAUAAAUUGAUAAAUGCAAUUUAUAAAGAAGAAGAGAAUAUAAAUAUUAAUAAUUCUUCAUUAGUUAAAUAUAAAAACACAUUAAGAUUAAGAAUAGAAUAUAAACAAAUCUUGUUACAAUUUUGGUCUUUCAAUUCAAUGAUUAAUUGGUACAGAACUUUCACAAUCGGUAAAGAUUUAAGUACACCUAUUGAAUUAAGAAAUAUAACAAAAUUAAAAUCAAUACCAUGUAGAAAUACAAGUAGAAAUAAUGCAUUAUUAAAUGCAUCAGCAAAUGAGACAUUUAAUCAUCAACAUAAUGCGAAAGGAUAUAAUUCAGAUGAUUCUCAAUCAAUAAGUUCAACUGAAGAUUAUGAUCAUAAUUCAUUAUUUUCAAGACGUCCAUCAACUACAUCUUCUAUAGAUUCAAAUGAGAACAAUAUAUCUUCAAAUAGUAUAACUAUAAACGGAUUAAGAUUUGAUUCAAAAGAAAAUGUUUAUUCAAGUAUUGAAAAAUCAUAUAUUUCAAAUUGUAUACCCGAUUUAAAUUCAUUUGAUAAAUGGAUUGGAAAAUUUUUAACAGUUAGUAAUGUUGAUUAUUUUAUGAGAGAAGAAGAAAAGAAAGAAGAUGAUAUUUUAAUUAGUUAUUUUAUGAUUCAAGAUUUGGUAAAUAGUUUUGAAAGAAAAUUAUCAAGAUUACCUCUAGCUUAUAGAAAUAAUAAUACUAGAACUUUCUUGGUACAUUCAAGUGGAUUAGUUGGAAUUAAACAAGAAUAG
This is a messenger RNA of Insectozyma verbasci, 1362 nucleotides long. NCBI's taxonomy places the organism in Eukaryota, Fungi, Ascomycota, Pichiomycetes, Serinales, Debaryomycetaceae. The record is from the annotation of a GenBank genome assembly.